Pieris napi is the source of this 1690-nucleotide messenger RNA. It is a transcript of the gene Rab10, whose product is annotated as ras-related protein Rab-10. The record is from RefSeq and is a predicted model, not a curated record. The transcript has 4 exons. Gene Ontology annotation, cellular component: recycling endosome; Golgi apparatus; insulin-responsive compartment. Bases 94 to 705 code for a protein of 203 amino acids. Gene Ontology annotation, biological process: cellular response to insulin stimulus. NCBI's taxonomy places the organism in Eukaryota, Metazoa, Arthropoda, Insecta, Lepidoptera, Pieridae. Gene Ontology annotation, molecular function: GTPase activity; GTP binding.
CAGGUGACAGGUCAAACUGUCUGAAUUUUGUAAAGAUUGUAGGAGUUUUUGUGCCUCUAUUUAGUUUUUGUAAUAAAAUAUUAAAUAAGUACAAUGGCUAAGAAGACUUACGAUUUACUUUUUAAACUUCUCCUAAUUGGAGAUUCUGGUGUGGGAAAAACAUGUAUAUUGUUCAGAUUUUCAGAUAAUCAUUUUACAACUACAUUCAUAUCUACAAUCGGUAUAGAUUUUAAAAUAAAAACUGUAGAACUUAGAGGUAAGAAAAUCAAACUUCAAAUAUGGGAUACAGCUGGACAGGAGAGGUUUCACACCAUCACAACAUCUUACUACCGUGGAGCAAUGGGAAUCAUGCUGGUUUAUGAUAUAACAAAUGAGAAAACAUUUGAUGAUAUUGUCAAGUGGUUAAGAAAUAUAGAUGAGCAUGCUAAUGAAGAUGUAGAAAAAAUGAUCCUCGGGAACAAAUGUGACAUGGAAGAAAAAAGAGUUGUCAGCAAAGAACGUGGAGAGGCGAUAGCGCGCGAGCACGGGAUCAGGUUCAUGGAGACAUCGGCCAAGUCCAACAUAAACAUUGAGCGCGCGUUCUCAGAGCUGGCGGAGGCCAUCCUCGACAAGACGGCGGGACGCGAAGCGGACGCCGACCUGGCGCGCAUCGCAGUCGAGCGCCGACCCUCGCGCGCACCGCCCGCCCGCGCCUGCUGCUCCUAGGCUACCAGCCCACGACCAUCUGCAUACUUAGUGUACCAUAUCUCCAUAACGUAAUAUUGGGACUGUAUGUCGCAAUUAUUUUUGGUCUGUGUUGCUGGUGGUCAGUGUAUAGUAGUUCCCGAUGAAGUUAGCAUAGUUCUCAGUGAUGUGUUGUACCACAUUAUUGUCUGUAUAUUUUCGGGCUAAAUGUGCUUAAAUAAUUAAAGUCAUUCCUCUUUGGAAAGCUAAAUCAAUGUCUCGAGAAAUUAAAUGAAGAUAUCUUUUUGUUAUAAUAAUUAAUAAUAUUCAAGACAAAUUCUGUCAAUUACGCGUUAACAUAUUAUGUUGGUAUGUUCCAUUGUGUCGAGGAUAUCCGUAGUGAGAUUAACCGAGGCCUCAUUAUCAUUGAAUGCACAUUACCACUUAGGCGUGUCCUUUUACAUUUCAGAGAUUUCUUUGUGAUUAAUUUAAAUACUUCUGUACUCUAUGCAUCUUUGUGUGGCCGAAGAAUAGAGUGAAAUGCAAAGGUGCAAUUGUGAAAAUUCUUCAACUAAAAUAUAAAUUAGUCAUUGUGGUUAGCGAGAGACUUGCAUAUCUUACGCUUUUGUCUUCAUUAUAAACACAAAAAAGGGUCCCUUAAUAUCUUACAUCCCUUAAACGAUUGAAGUAAUUUUAAGAUUUGAUAUUUGUAAAAGAUUAAUAUUCGCGUUAAAAAACUGCAGUUUACUCGGUCUUAGAAAGGUGCUCGACCAAACAUCUUGUAGAACCCACAAUCGGAUCCUCUGGAGCUCCGGCUGGAUACUGGAUACUGAGCACCGUGUAUAGUUAAGGCGCGUCGAUAAAGCGUGGGUCGCACAUUAGUAUAGCGUAGCGUAAGCCAUGAACUUUAUAUACUUGAAACAAUAUUAUGGUAUGGUGUAUGUGUCGUCGGUUUUUACCCGCUUUUUUUAUUAAACAAUGGCAUUGUAAUUUGUAUAUUACAUUCAUAAUAAACAAUCUACUUUUA